UGGUCUUGGACUUCGAGUCGGUCAAUGCGAGCAGCGCAGCAUCUGCUGGUCUGGUCGUUCAGGUCAAUACUGUCAACAAGUUCUGGUCCACCAAUGAUGGAUGCUGCCGCUGCACGAUACUCGGCGAUAGAGUAUGUCGAUUGAUAUGAGCCUCUGAAGGGGACUCGGUGAAGGUCAAACACUCAGAAGGAGAUCUUCGGAAGUGCUCGUGGCGGGGGAUGGCCGCUACUGAUCGUGGGGUCACAGACACUUGCAGGCAGAUGCAAUGCGCCGAUGGCCUCAACCACGACAACGCACGACAACGCAAGGACGAAACGGAUGUUGAUGGGCUCGCUACGUCCGGGGCAGUCUAUCGGCAGUCCUUAUAUAUAUCAUGCAAGGCUAUCAACCAUAGCCCCGAGCUCCCACUUUCAGCUGUUCAACUUGUGUGCAUCUACUACUAUUCCCUCUUUCCCUACGGCGCAGCCACAUGAGGCGGCGUGGCCCAACCCCCAAUCAGUGUGGUAUGUGAGCAAGGCUUGGACCCUGGAGAGGGCGGCAAGAACGGCAGGGGUACCGUGGACAGGGGUGCCAGUGCGGGUCCUGCUCUGGCAAUGCAGUGCCCGGAAAAAGGUAUGCAAAGUGCCCAAAUUCAAGGCGAAAAGGCGAAGUGCGAACUGAAGUGCUGCUGCAUGAGUCUUGUUCAGCUUGUCAUUAUUAUUAUGAACCCACUGCUGUCUCGGGUACUUGAGUGUGGGAUGGUCAUGUUGCUCUGGCACGGUCAUGUCUCGCCCAAAUCGCAAAGCCCGAAUACACCCUCAUUCUCUGCCCCACCUCCACUGGCGUCGAGCAUGACUUGUAUAUCGAUGUAGUCAUUAUCCCCAAAGUCAAAUCACCGAUGUUGGAUGCUAGGGUCAAGUGGUCUUACAAGAUCAUUCGCGAAGCCGUAUCUCGCUUCUCUCCAAGCCACGGUCAUCACUUCGGCCUUGCGAGGCAGUAGUUUUCGUGGCGAGAAUCGUGCGAUUUCCAGCAAAGGGCCACGAAACUGUGCGCGACCACUAGACCAAGGACUUCGUCACAUAUUGUCCCCCUCAUUGUUCCGGAUAUGGUUCCCGUCCCAUACAGUACCAGUAGCUGUUAGGUUGAAUGUUCUGCAUCCCGUUAUCAAAAUGCUGUGCGACUUGGAUUGAGAUUCCGCCGGACGCAGACUGAUUGUCAGUACGUUCUUUUGUUCAGUUGCAAAGAUAUUUAUUGGAAACUCUGAGAUGCUCUGCAUCCAGGCUCAUGCAAUGCAGUGCGACGGGAGCUCUGCGCGGGCCGUGGCAGGACUUGGAUAAACUGGUCAGGGCCGGAUGGUUCGUACCGAAGGCUGAUGGCUGUUGGCUGCUGGCUUGCAGCCGGACAUCCACUACAUGCACCAACUGCUAGCGAGAAGUCAGCAAUGGGCGAAGGACUAGUAUUCUCAUCCUCGAAUCGAUGAAUCAAGUCCCGACUCGAACGCAGUCGACCAUGGCAUGCUGGGGUGGGAGCAGGUGUCAGUUGUAGCCAGGAUUGGUCGUGCUGUAUGCAAGUGAUAGUUACAUGAGGGAGUACCAGAACGCGGUGUGAUUGGGGGACGCUGGUGUUGGUCUGGGGGAGCCAAUGAAUUAGCGCCAACGCUGACAGCUUUCGAGUUUGGAUCUACGG
This is a messenger RNA of Exophiala dermatitidis NIH/UT8656, 1665 nucleotides long. RefSeq lists its product as uncharacterized. The record is from RefSeq and is a predicted model, not a curated record. The coding region runs from base 274 to 660 and encodes 128 amino acids. Lineage: Eukaryota; Fungi; Ascomycota; Eurotiomycetes; Chaetothyriales; Herpotrichiellaceae. The transcript has a single exon.